AUGUGCAAGGCAGUUCGUGUGUUCGUGUGUCUUUCCUUAUGUUCACACGGCCGCUGCCGACAUGGAUCCCGAUGCGUUGGAAACGACGUCGGCGAUUGGACGUUUCAGGUGAAUGGCUGCCGUGAGCUGGGCAUCACUGUCUUGGCCUUCUCGCCCUUAGCCAUGGGCCGCCUCAGCGGGCACUACGACCCUUGGGGCCACGCGCCCACUUGGACAGACCGCGGCAAGAGCCGAGCACGACCCUUUGGGUCCACCCUGGACGCCGACCCGGACGCAUGGCAUCAGCUGCUGAGGAUGCUGCGGCAGAUGGCCCAGAAAUAUGGGAAGACCUGUGCACAGGUGGCCAUUAACUGGGUCCUAUGCCAGGGUGCUGUAGCCAUUUGUGGUGCUCGCAGUGGGGAGCAGGCGGCCGAGAACGCCGGCGCCAUGGGCUGGCGUUUGAGCGCCGAGGAUGCGUUGCUGCUGGGUGCCUUAGGUGCUCGUGGGGAAACCUCCGACUUUCAGCAUGGCUGA
This is a messenger RNA of Durusdinium trenchii, 513 nucleotides long. Lineage: Eukaryota; Dinophyceae; Suessiales; Symbiodiniaceae. The record is from the annotation of a GenBank genome assembly.